AUGACUUCCCUCAAGUCACCCUGCAGCGGCGCUGCCAUCCAAGACGACGACGACUACACGACAGCCACGACGUCCGGCGCUCAGACCGAAGGCACCGAACUUGCUCGGAAAAGACGCCACUCCUUCUUUAUUCCGAGACGCAAGUCUAUUGUCAACCAAAUCAUGGACGGGGAGGAGCAUUUGCUACUCAAGGUCGACCUCUUCCUAUCCGAGCUCGAGCGCCGCCUCGAAUUCUUAGAAAACUACGGCGAGCUCACCUUCGACUCGAGCAUCUCCCGCGCUUUUUCCACUUUGCAGACCGUCCGCGCCCGAUGCUCCCACGCCUCGGAAGAGGUCCUCGGCGCCGGCCGCAGGCGUCUGCACAUUAUGGUGGAGACCCUCGAGGCCCGCUACCAGGGCGCCCUGGCCUCGGCUGAGUCCCUCAACGAGAAGGCCCGCGUCGGCAUCGAGCUGCUCGAUGACAUGCUUUCCGAGUUUGAGAACCGCGCCCACAAACUGCGCGAGCAGGGGCUCGCCAACGCCGCCGAUGCCGCGGGCGCCUUCAUGAGCGAGGGUCGCCGCGUCGUCGACGGCGGUAUCGGGCUGGCGAGGGAGGUUGUCGACGAGGGUAUCGAGAGGGCGAUGCGCGCCGCCGAGAGCCUUGAGGAGAAGAUUGCGCUCGCCGUUGCUAGGGCCCGGGAGACGAAGCUCAUUGCCUACGACGACCUGCCUGUACCGUGGCGCAUCAACCCACACAUCCGCGAGGGCUACCGCUUCACCGAGUCCAAGCUCGAGUGCAUCUGGUCUGCCUUUGGUCUCUCCAACGAGCUCGUCAACAUUUGGUCGCACGCCAUCGGCCUCUUCAUCGUUCUCGCCGUCGCCCUCUACUUCUACCCGCGCAACGUCAACUUCCAGUUCAGCACAAAGACGGACAUCUUCAUCGCCGCCGUCUUCUUCUUCACCGCUUGCCUGACGCUCGUCUGCUCGACCAUCUGGCACACCAUGAACGCCGUCGCCGACGUCGACGCCAUUUCCAUCUUCGCCUGCGUCGACUACACGGGUAUCUCGCUGCUUAUCGCUGCCUCGAUUGUCACGACAGAGUACACGGCCUUCUACUGCGACCCCGUGAGCCGCUGGCUCUACAUGGGCACGACGGCCUUCCUUGGCAUCGGCGGCGUCAUCCUCCCAUGGCACCCUACCUUUAAUGGAGCGGACAUGGCGUGGGCGCGCGUCGCCUUCUUCUGCGGCCUCGGCGCCACCGGUUUCUUGCCGAUCCUGCAGCUCUACUUCUCCCACGGGCCCGAGUUCGUAUGGGAGUUUUACACCCCCAUCGCCAAGAGCAUCUUCGUCUACGUCCUCGGUGCGUUCGUUUACGCAAGCAAGAUCCCCGAGCGAUGGUGCCCCGGCAUGUUCGACUACAUUGGCGGCAGCCACAACCUCUGGCAUCUUGCGGUCCUGGGUGGUAUCUUGUUCCACUACACGGCCAUGCAGUCGUUUUUUCGCGAAUGCCUUCAGACAGGCGGAGGGAGAGUGCUCCGUCUUUUGAGGCUGAAAUGUGAACGUGCUGUAGCCUGGUUUGCCUGGUGA
This is a messenger RNA of Colletotrichum spaethianum, 1566 nucleotides long. RefSeq lists its product as uncharacterized. NCBI's taxonomy places the organism in Eukaryota, Fungi, Ascomycota, Sordariomycetes, Glomerellales, Glomerellaceae. Bases 1 to 1566 code for a protein of 521 amino acids. Gene Ontology annotation, molecular function: signaling receptor activity. The transcript has 2 exons. The record is from RefSeq and is a predicted model, not a curated record. Gene Ontology annotation, cellular component: membrane.